AAAAACCCCGUUCCAACCCGCAACGACCAAGGGACUUCACCGCUCCCCCCACCAAACUCCCCUCCCUCUCGCCGCGCAACCGCACCACCACGCGCUGCCGCAUCGUUGUGCCAUGGAGGUCGCCGGCGCCCGCGGGUCCGGCGGCGGUGGUGGACCGGCGCCGUUCCUGCUGAAGACGUACGAGAUGGUGGACGACCCGUCCAGCGACGCGGUGGUGUCGUGGAGCGACGCCUCUGACGGGAGCUUCGUGGUCUGGAACCCGCCCGAGUUCGCGGCCCGUAUGCUGCCCACCUACUUCAAGCACAGCAACUUCUCCAGCUUCAUCCGCCAGCUCAACACCUACGGCUUUCGCAAAAUUGACCCGGAGCGCUGGGAAUUUGCUAACGAGUACUUUGUCAAGGGACAGAAGCACCUGCUGAAGAAUAUCCAUAGGCGAAAGCCCAUCCACAGCCAUAGCCAUCAACCUGGUGCCCUGCCUGACAAUGAGCGUGCGUUAUUUGAGGAUGAGAUUGACCGGCUUUCACGGGAGAAAGCUGCCCUUCAGGCUGACCUCUGGAAGUUCAAUGAGCAGCAGUCAGGGGCCGUGAGCCAGAUUGAAUAUCUUGAGCAGCGGGUGCUCGACAUGGAGCAACGGCAGGUCAAGAUGCUCAGCUUCCUGCAGCAGGCUAGCAGGAACCCUCAGUUUGUCAGCAAGCUCGCUAAGAUGGCAGAGACCUCCCCGAUCUUCGCAGACGCAUUUCACAAGAAGCGAAGGCUACCUGGGCUGGAAUACAGCGCCGAGGCCGCUGAAACUACCAGUAGCUUUUAUGAUGACCACAGCAGCACCUCCAGGCAAGAAUUGGGCAACGUUUUGAACCAGCACUUCUCCGACAAGCUGAAGCUGGGGCUUUGUCCGGCGAUGACCGAGAGCAACCUCGUCACCCUGAGUGCCCAAAGCUCGCACGAAGAUAACGGGAGUCCUCACGGCAAGCAUCCAGAUUGCGAGAGACCGGGCGUGGAGUGCCUCCCGCUGGUUCCACAGAUGAUGGAGCUCUCUGACACCGGGACAUCCAUCUGCCCCUCGAAGGGGCAGAGCGUGAGCUUCGCCGCAGCCGCGAACAACGACGGGCUCCUGCCGUGCCACCUCAACCUCACCCUCGCGUCGUGCUCGAUGGACGUCAACAGAAGCCAAACCUCCGACGCGAAUGGGAACGCUAUGGAAGAGGAGGACGGCCCAGCGGAGGCGACCACUACAGCCACCAUGGAGGAAGACGACGGCAUCGACAGACGCCAGGGUGAUACCCAGCCCAAGGUUUCAGGCGACUCAGCCACUGCAGCGGACACGACGGCGCCGCCACAUGGGGGCAGCCAACAAGCUCCCCCUCACGAAGAAGCUGCAGCUCCCCCUGUUGUGGCGAACGACAAGUUCUGGGAGCAGUUCCUGACGGAGAGGCCGGGGUGCACGGAAGCCGAGGAAGCAAGCUCUACGCUGAGGAGGGAAGAUCCGUACGAGGACACGAGGAGUGACAGGAGAGAUAUGCGUCAGCUGAAGCUCUGACCUUCAGGUUAGCACGAUCACUUUCCUUUCCCAGAUGGGAUGCAUAUGCACAGUGUUAUGAACUGCGUAUGUAUGUAGUGUGAUUGUACGCAGCAUCACAGGGAGUAGUACAUAUUACCACAGGAGACCAGCAGUUAAUAUAAGUAUAUAAUGGCGGUUUGUGCAUUGUUUA
Messenger RNA from Panicum virgatum (switchgrass), 1709 nucleotides. RefSeq names its product heat stress transcription factor A-5-like. NCBI's taxonomy places the organism in Eukaryota, Viridiplantae, Streptophyta, Magnoliopsida, Poales, Poaceae. The transcript has 2 exons. Gene Ontology annotation, biological process: regulation of transcription by RNA polymerase II. The record is from RefSeq and is a predicted model, not a curated record. The coding region runs from base 113 to 1537 and encodes 474 amino acids. Gene Ontology annotation, cellular component: nucleus. Gene Ontology annotation, molecular function: DNA-binding transcription factor activity; RNA polymerase II cis-regulatory region sequence-specific DNA binding.